CUCUCUCUACCAUGUACCCUUCCACAGUGGAUGAUCACAUAUUGCAACCCCCGACACCCCCGCACCCAACGGCGCCACCGCCGCCUCGGCCUCCGCCUCCGCCGCCUCCGCCGCCACCGCCGCUCAUUUUGGCUACUGAUGCAGCGCGGGCUUACCACUACCACCCGCCGCUAUUGUCGUCGAUGGCGGCUCCUCAUGCCCUCCAUGUCCUGUCGCAGGUGCCAGCCCCGUGGUCCACCGGGCUCUUCGACUGCUGCGACGACGUCGGCAAUUGUUGUGUUACCUUUUUCUGCCCCUGCAUCACCUUCGGCCGGAUCGCAGAGAUCGUCGACCGCGGAUCCAUUUCAUGCGGGGCGAGCGGAGCGCUGUACGCACUGAUACUCUGCGUGACGGGGUGCAACUGCAUGUACUCGUGCUUCUACCGGUCGAAGAUGCGGGGGCAGUACCUGCUGGAGGAGAGCCCCUGUGCCGACUGCGCCGUCCACUGCUGCUGCGAGUCCUGCGCCCUCUGCCAGGAGUACAGGGAGCUCAAGACCCGCGGCUUCGACCUACGCUUAGGGUGGCGAGGUAAUAUGGUGAGAAACAAAGCAAUGCUGCCACCAAGUGUUGAAGGAGGCAUGAGCCGCUGCUAAUUUAAAAAG
Messenger RNA from Ananas comosus (pineapple), 641 nucleotides. Its product is annotated as protein PLANT CADMIUM RESISTANCE 2-like. The transcript has 4 exons. Bases 12 to 632 code for a protein of 206 amino acids. NCBI's taxonomy places the organism in Eukaryota, Viridiplantae, Streptophyta, Magnoliopsida, Poales, Bromeliaceae. The record is from RefSeq and is a predicted model, not a curated record.